Molecule: messenger RNA, 6252 nt
Organism: Nerophis ophidion (straightnose pipefish)
Lineage: Eukaryota; Metazoa; Chordata; Actinopteri; Syngnathiformes; Syngnathidae
Gene: luzp2
Product: leucine zipper protein 2
Exons: 12
Coding region: 372-1424 (350 amino acids)
Source: RefSeq, a predicted model, not a curated record
GCAUCGAGAACCUCUCGCCAAUAACAAAGCCGGUGCGGCGCUGACAUCACAUCUUCCCUCUGAUCUGGCUUUUCUGGAUCCCGAGCCCCACCCGCUCCUUUUUUUUUGCAUUAGCAAGCCGGUCCGUGUCGGUGUGUGUGUUAUUUAAAGCCGGAGAUCCUCCCUCUUGCAAAGCCACUGUGUUGCAUCCGUCCACCUCUCCGCAUGUGUCUUUAUGUGUGUGUGUGUGUGUGACAGAGAGAGAGGGAGAGAGAGAGUGCACUAAAAUCCCCAAGCAUCCACUGAGAGACCAAGAGAGUGAGGAGAGAGACGCACGGGGGAAAGGCUAAAAGCUUACGAGACGGGAGACGGAACGAGAGUGUGAUUCAACUAUGAAAUUCAUCCGAGCUUUUUUCCUGCUGCUUCUAUGUCCGGCGUUGGGUCUCAACAGCAGACAAGGCUAUGAUGGUCUGGAAAAGAAGCUGAAGGAAGUCUUCACUGAAAGAAGCAACAUCUUGCACCAGCUCUCGAAGACAUCCAAGGAGCUGGACAGCAUAAAAGGCGACAUUCAGUCUUUGAAAAACGAUGACUCAGUCGCCAAGAAGGACGUACAAAGGAUUUUGGAGCUCAGCCACAAACAGAGAGACGAGAUGAAGUCCCUCCAGGCUGCCUUGCAGAAGCAGCUGGACGAGGCCAACGAGAGAGCCGAGAAGCAGCAGGCCACGGUUAAACUGAUUAAAGCGGAGAUGGAAAAGAAAACCAAAAUCAUCAAGGACUUACAGCAAGAGAACAAAAGCUUGAAGAAUAAACUCCUGUCAGGAAACAAACUUUGUGAUGCUCAUGCCGAAGAGUCCAAAAAAAUCCAAGCUCAACUGAAAGAACUGCGGUACGGGAAGAAGGAUUUAAUUUUUAAGGGCCAGCAGCUAAUGGACUUGGAACACAAGUUAACCGUCGCAAAGGAAGAACUGGAGAAGACCGCUCUUGACAAGGAGUCUCAGCUAAAGGCUCUGAAGGACACCGUUCACAUCUGCUUCUCAGCCGUCCUGAACAACCAACCCAGUGGCAGCCACAGAUUUCCCACCUCGCCGUCCCAUUUGUACAGAUACUCAUCGCUCAUCAACAGCUCCAGAGUCACCUUUCAGCAGCCCCAUGCCAAGGAUAUUUCUAAAGUUCAGAGAAUCGUCGCAGAGAGGAAAGCCCCCAUGAAUCCCGGAAUAAUGAGGAGAGAAAGUGGCGGCGUUAGAGAGUGCCAGAUGGAGGAGACAGGAGGAGACUGUUUCCAGAAUAAGACAGCGGAUUUAGCUCCACAAGUGAAACAACUACCAGAACCACACCAGCAAAGGAGCCAAGGGCAGCCGGGGAGCUUGGAAAGCACCGGAACGCGCUCGGAUGACAGCGAGGACAAAGAGCAAAGCAAAAAGAUAAAGCCUCCGAAAUACGACUGAGCGGGUCAUCAAAGAUGCAGAUCUUCUGCGUUCCUCUCAAACUCCGAAGAGCACACCCCUGGUGCAUUGUCACACACACACACACACACACACACACACACACACACAUACGCCACACAAGGUCAGCAUUGCUUGCAAAAGCUGGGACUGGAAAUGUCAACACAACAACAUGGCAUGCAUUCUAAGAAGAAAAAAAACUAAAAAAAAAAUCAUUUUCAAGGUAGUGAUGGCACUGGAAACUUGUUUCAUGAUUGUUCAUUUGAUGUUUACUUUUAUUCUUAGUAAGGACACUGCUUUCUAAUGUGUGAUCUUUCUAGAAAAAAAAUCCCUUUGCACUGUUACGGUCUGACACAGUAUCCUAAGAUAGGCAUACUCAUUGACUAAGAGGAAAAAGGACAAAAAAAAAAAAAUAUUACUACCAAACUUAGACUAUUGUUUGUCGCUCACUGUAGUUGAAGGGGAACUGCAUUUUUUUUGGGGGGGGGGGAUUUUGCCUAUUAUUCACAGUCUAAAACAUGGUGUCAAACUCUGGCCCGCUGGCCAAAUCUGGCCCGCCGUGUAAUUUAAUUUGGCCCUUGAGGCAAUAUCAAUUUAGCGGUGUUAUACAGCGUCGGUGCCGCUCUAACACCGCAUUUACCGCUAAUACUGAUACUUGCCAACCCUCCUAAUUUUCCCGGUAGACUCCCGAAGUUCAGUGCCCCUCCCGAAAAUCUCCCGGGGCAACCAUUCUCCCGAAUUUCUACCGAUUUCCACCUGGACAACUAUAUUGGGGGUGUGCAUUUAAGGCACUGCCUUCAGUGUUCUCGACAACCUGUCGUCGCGUCCGCUUUUCCUCCAUACUAACAGCGUGUCACCUAAUAUUUGUGGCUUUUACACACACGCUCAAGUGAAUGCAAGGCAUACUUGGUCAACAGCCAUACAGGUCACACUGAGGGUGGCCGUAUGAACAACUUAAGCACUGUUACAAAUAUGCGCCACACUGUGAACCCACACAUAACAAGAAUGACACACAUCCGGGUGAACAUCCGCACCGUAACGCAACAGAACAAAUACCCAGAACCCCUUGCAGCACUAACUCUUCCGGGAAACUUCCGGCAAACUGACCAAUAAUUAACCUUUUAUUCAUGCAUUUUCUAUUGCUACUUCAAGGUUUGAGUGUUUGGUUCAUUCAUUAUUGUUAUUUUAUUUUCAAAUGUAUUAUUAGUCUGUGGAAAAAAAAUGGAUAUUUACCUCAGAAGAUUGCAAAUAGAAAAAAAGGCAUAACAUUUUUAUUUAAAUUUUACUUGAUAUGCCAUUGAAAUUUUUAAAUUAUUAAUAUUAUUUGGAACUGGAUUUUGCAUGUCAUUAAAGUUAUAUAAGCCUUGCUUGUUCAAUAUUUAAUACAAAACUUGUUUGGGUCCCUAUUAAAAAGGUUAAUUUGUUGAACCUUGGCCCGCGGCUUUGUUCCCUUUGAAGUUUUGGCCCACUCUGUAUUUGAGUUUGACACCCCUGGUCUAAAAGUAUUUAGCCACCUGCCUUUACUCACGUAUGAACUUGAAGUGCCAUCCUAUGGAAUCGUCCAACAUUUUUUGGUAUCCUGGAGCAUUCAAAGUUCCUUUUACUGGAAGUAAGGAGCCAAGCCCAUUUUCUAAAAAACAACCCCACACCAUAAUUCCUCCUCCACCAAAUUUCACACUCUGCACAAUGCAGUCCGAACGGUACCGUUCUCCUGGCAACCUCCAAACCCAGACUCGUCCAUCAGAUUGCCAGAUGGAAAAGCGUGAUUCAUCACUCCAGAGAACGCGUCUCCAUUGCUCUCGAGCAGUGGUUCUUAACCUGGGUUCGAUGGAACCCUAGGGGUUGGGUGAGUCGGGCUCAGGGGUUCGGUGGAGGUCAAGACACACCCGACUCAUUGUGUAAAUAAAAACUUCUCCCUAUCGGCGUAUUACGGAUACGGCAACAGCAGAAGUCAGACUGAUUUGCAGGUGUGUCAUUUGUUGUGAGUUUUUUACACUGUGUUGGUUUUGUUGUUUGAAUUUGAUUGAUACUUUUAUUAGUAGAUUGCACAGUUCAGUGAAUAUUCCGUACAAUUGACCACUAAAUGGUAACACCCGAAUAAGUUUUUCAACUUGUUUAAGUCGGGGUCCACGUUAAUCAAUUCAUGGUACAAAUAUAUACUAUCAGCAUAAUACAGUCAUCACACAAGUUAAUCAUCAUAGUAUGUACAUUGAAUUAUUUACAUUAUUUACAAUCAAGUUGAUGUUCAUGCACGGUUCAUUUUGUGCACCAGUAAAAAUAACAUGGAAACACUUUAGUAUGGGGAACAUAUUCACCAUUAAUUAGUUGUUUGUUAACAUGCAAAUUAGUAACAUAUUGGCUCUUAACGAGUCAUUAUUAAGUACUUAUUAAAGCCUUAUUAUAAGCCUAACCCUCUAACCCUGGCAUUAACCCUUUAACCCUAACCAAAUAACUCAAACUCUAACCCUGGCAUUAACCCUCUAACCCUAACCCUAACCAAAUAACUCAAAAUUAAGUCUUUGGUACUUAGAAUGUGUUCCCCUAGUGUCCAAACAACUCUAAAUUAAGUCUUUGGUACUUAGAAUAUGUUCCCCUAGUGUCCAAACAACUCUAAAUUAAGUCUUUGGUACUAAGAAUAUGUUCCCCUAGUGUCCAAACAACUCUAAAUUAAGUCUUUGGUACUUAGAAUAUGUUCCCCUAGUGUCCAAAAACUCUAAAUUAAGUCUUUGGUACUUAGAAUAUGUUCCCCUAGUGUCCAAACAACUCUAAAUUAAGUCUUUGGUACUUAGAAUAUGUUCCCCAACAUACUAAAGUGUUACCAAAAACAUAUACAUUUGUCUUGAAUUUGAGAAAAACAAAACGAUGUAUUUUUGACUAAAAAAGGGUGAAUACGCAUAUGAAACUGGUGGGGUUCGGUACCUCCAACAAGGUUAAGAACCACUGCUCUAGAGUCCAGAGGUGAGGUGCUUUACACCACUGCAUCCCACGCUUUGCAUUGAACUGGGUGAUACAUGGCUUAGAUUCAGCCGCUCGGCCAUGGAAACCCAUUCCAUGAAGCUCUCUGCGUACUGUACGUGGGCUAAUUGGAAGGUCACAUGAAGUUUGGAGCUCCGUAGCAACUGAGUGGGUAGAAUGUCUUUGCACUAUGCGCCUCAGGAUCCGCUGACCCCUUUCUGUCAGUUUGCAUGGCCUACCACUUUGUGGCUGAGUUGCUGUUGUUCCCAAAAUCUUCAGUUUUCUUAUAAGAAUUUAGGAACGAGGAAAUUUCACGACUGGAUUUGUUGCACAGGUGGCAUCCUAUGACAGCGGCCCAUUCUUUCACAAAUGUUUGCAGAAACAGUCUCCACGCCUAAGUGCUUGAUUUUAUACAACGGGCUAAGUGAUUAGGACACCUGAUUCUCAUCAUUUGGAUGGGUGGGCAAAUACUUUUGGAAAUACAUUGUAUGUAUUUUUUUAUGCAUUGUAUAUUGUAAUGUACGACAAGUACACGAAAGGGAUUCAUAUGGCCCCACUCGUCGCGGUUCACCUGACACAUGACGCAUGACAAAUUUGAGUGGCACUUUUCUUAGUUUUCAGCAAAAUGAUUGAAUCCCCUUGUCCUCUCACACGAGAUCCACCCGGGAAUGGGGCCUUAGGGAUCCCAUUCCUACUGUAUUGCACCCGAUAAGACUUCUGACAAAAAAACAUCCAAAAACCGCCAACAUGCAUGCAUUAGCGAUAUUGGUAGUGUAAGCAGAAGUGUAUAGAAACUACCUUUCAAUCAAUCAAUCAAUCAAUCAAUCAAUGUUUAUUUAUAUAGCCCUAAAUCACAAAUGUCUCAAAGGACUGUACAAACCACUACGACUACGACAUCCUCGGAAGAACCCACAUAAGGGCAAGGAAAACUCACACCCAGUGGGCAAGGAGAAUUCGCACCCAGUCUAUGCUGCUAUAUUGACAUAUUGAGCCGGUGAGCUGCUGCAUCGCCUCUGAGUUGGUAAAAGUGAAUUCUAUAAAAUAAACCAUGCCUCUCACCUGGAUAGACAUGAAAAAGUCAUCUUUUUUUGGUGUUUUUUAAUUUUAAUUGUUUUGCCAUUGAGCGCAGACAUUGUACAGUAAGUGAGUGUGGUAAUUUUUGUUCAUUUCUUGUUUAGCACUUAGCGAUACUGCUACUUGCAUCACUCAGCCUCUAAAAUGUGUAGAUGCCCCCCUUAUAUUCAGGCUAAAAAAUAUAAGGUUCGGGGUCAUCGUUUGUCCCGAAGUUGUCGUUGAUGGCGGUAGUUGUCACUGAAGGAAUUAGCAAAUGUUGAUAUGCGUCUGUAAAAUUUUUGUAUGCUUAAAAUAAGCAAAAUAGGUAAAUAUUACAUGUUAUGAGUGUACCUGUUACUACAAUACAUAUAUACUUACAGCAUGUAUGAAAAACUGAGGUUUUUGAAUGAUUUUAGAGCACUUAAUAGAAUCCAUAAGCUCCAUUUUUAGCAUUUAUUUACAAGUCAGAAUGCAUAAACACAAAUAAAAGCUUGUAUAUGGAAGGAUUCUAAAUGAUAGGCAACAAAAGCAUACCUCCCAACCAUGCAGUUCCUCUUUAGAGUUAAUUUACUCCUCCACAUUUUGGACUUAGAGGCUCAAGUUGGCUGGCCAACUGUUCAACAUUUAGUAUUUCCGCACUCUUUCUGCCUUUACCACACCAGAGGCAAACGAGCCAAAGACUCACAAUGGGUCGUCUCCCCGAAAAAUGUGCCAUGCACUGAGUAGUUACUCCUAGCUACAUGUAUCUGUGUUCUCUGACCUUUGUGUGUACUUUCAAUAAACUGUAAUUUUCAGUAAACGUGAAGAAUAAAUGGCUAUUUGU